ACGCAUUUGACGCAAAUCACCCGUGAGCACGGAAGUGACAGCACAGCUGGUGCAUCUCCGUGCCAACCGUUUCACUACGUGUCAUGUACGCAAAUCUAAUUUGUACCAAGCGAUUGACGAUCGUGUGACCUUGUCUUUUCAGACUUCUUUCUCGUAUCUGUUUGCUGCGAGUGAAGUCUAAGAGUGGGAAAAACAUGAGGCAAUUAAAGGGAAAAACGAAAGAGACCAACAAACAGAAAAAGGAACGGAAAAAGGAAUUCUUGGAGAAUAAACAGAGAGUAUUCACAAUUGUAUUGCCCACUAUAGCCGCAAUAUUUGUGAUAAUAGCAGCAUACAUUUAUGUUAAAACCCGUCCAAAACUCAUUGAAUAUUAAUGAUAAUACAUGCCA
Camponotus floridanus (Florida carpenter ant) is the source of this 389-nucleotide messenger RNA. Its product is annotated as single-pass membrane and coiled-coil domain-containing protein 4 homolog. The transcript has 2 exons. Bases 195 to 374 code for a protein of 59 amino acids. The record is from RefSeq and is a predicted model, not a curated record. Lineage: Eukaryota; Metazoa; Arthropoda; Insecta; Hymenoptera; Formicidae.